This is a messenger RNA of Rotaria sp. Silwood2, 1908 nucleotides long. Lineage: Eukaryota; Metazoa; Rotifera; Eurotatoria; Philodinida; Philodinidae. The record is from the annotation of a GenBank genome assembly.
AUGACAACAUUGCCAUCUGCCGCGUCAACCAUGUCGACUUUGCCAAUUGAUGACAUGUCAAUAACUCAUUCAGGUGUUGUUGACAAUAGUCAACUGGGUAAUUGUGAUACUUUAAUGAAGAAAAAUCCAUCGACUGAUAUCGAUCAACAUCAUCUAGAACCAACUUAUCGCGCACAUGAGCAUGAUCCACGCCGAUUGGACUUAAAUAAUAGUCCUCAAGCAGUGGAAAAUGUAAAAGUGAAACGAUCGAAUUCCCUACCGACGAUUUUAUCUGAUCUAUCCGACUCAUCUUCAUCGUCCUUCAACCACCAAAGAUUAGUAGUAAGCUAUGCAGGUGACGGUCAUAAUGAACAGUUUCACUUGUCUUCAUCAUCGAUCGAUGAUAAGACAGCUGAUCAACCACCUUUUCCUUGCGAUCAAUGCUUGCUGAGACAAGAUGAGCAACUAAUCGAAUCUCAGCCACUUAAUGUCUCAAAUCAGGCAAGAAAUAUUAUUGUUCGACCGCAGUGGCUGAGCCGUUCCAGCGAAUCUCCAACUGGUUUCAUAGCCGGAUUAACUUCGGAGUCGACCAAAAACAACUUUGAAUCAAACUCUUUUCCAUAUACACCCGUUAUUGUGUUCAUAAAUAAACGUUCUGGUGGUCAACAAGGGAACAAAAUCUAUCGCGAACUAUUACGAGCACUCAAUCCACGUCAAGUAUUUCUUCUAGAAGACAAUGCGACUAUCACACAUGCCUUCAAUAUCUACUCGUCACUACCUAAUACGCGUUUUUGUAUAUGUGGUGGUGAUGGUACGGUCUGUUGGAUUCUUGGCCGCCUAGCCGAGGCUUAUCCAUCGAGAAAUAAUCCACCAGUGAGCAUUUGUCCUUUAGGAACGGGCAAUGAUCUUUCACGCGUAUUGGCUUGGGGCGAACAAUACGAUUCGAAACGUCUUUUUCAAACACUCUUACAAAUUCCGCAAGCUAAAGUUGUUGCACUUGACCGUUGGGAAGUCCAGCUCGAACAACUCGAUAUGCCGAUAUUGUCUUCAUCGACACAACAGAAUCGAAAAAGUAUAUUUCAAAUUGAUCGUAUACCUCAAUUGUUUGCCAAGCAUCCGAAAUUCGUUCUCGAAAAAAAUCGAGCCGCCUAUGAUAAAAAUCAUCAUAAGUUACCAAAUACACGCUUCAUCAAUUACAUGAGUUUUGGUUUAGACGCAGCCAUUACAUUAGAUUUUCAUGAUAAACGCACACGUGAUCCAUCGAAAUUUUCGUCACCGUGGAAAAAUAAGCUCAUGUAUUUGAAUAGAAGCUGCAAAUAUUUCAGUGAUUUUGCUCAAGCAAAUAUGUGGAAUCUCGGCUCUUAUAUUCGUUUAAUAUGCGAUGGACGUAAUCUAACUGAUGCUAUACGCGAUUGUCACACGUUAGUUGUACUCAACAUUUCAGGCUAUGCGUCCGGUACAAAUCCAUGGGGAAAGUCUUCAUCAAGAAGCUCAUUUAUCCUUCAGAGUGAUCGAUCGUCGAUUUCUCAAAGAGCUAGCAACUCUGCCAAUGACAGAUCGGUAAGUUCAGUCAAUGUAUUCGAUUCGUUAGUUGGUGCAUAUGUAGCUACUGAACCUGUUACACUGAAUGAAUGGGAUACACAUCAAAUGGGUAGUUCAUCAAUGACGACCACCUCAACUGAUUGUUUCGACCAACAAGAUUUCGGAGAUAAAAAAGUCGAAGUUGUCGGCUUAACUACUACACAUAUGGCUACGAUCCAUAUGGGUUUUAGUGGCAAACGGAUUGCUCAAUGUAAUCAAUUGCGUAUUGAACUUUGUAGCCCGAUGACAGCACAAAUGGAUGGUGAACCGUUCUACCUUCCCUCUUCAGUAGCUGUCAAUAUUAACCAUGCUGGUCAAGUACUUGUGUUAAAAAAUCAGAACGAAUAG